UGAGCAUGUACGGCUGGCUCGACGCCACUAUGAGAUCGGUUCAGUCUGCUGCUGUUACCGCUUUUACAUCGGAUUUAUAUUUGAUAUGGAUAUUGUUCACUAUAUCGAUAACAACAAUCAAAGCAGGUCUGGAGCACAGGCCUUCAGAAGACUGUCCACUGGGUCACUUUCCAUGUGGCAAUAUGAGCAUCUGUCUGCCACAGGUUCUGCACUGCAACGGCCAAAACGACUGUCCCAAUGGAGCUGACGAGGACAACUGUGGAGAUAACAGUGGCUGGGCAGAUCUCUUCGACCGGACUUUUAAAAGGGUUUAUCCACAAGAUCUUGCUACAGUCUGCCAAGUGGAGCAGUACCCUGAUCGCUGCCGGUGCAUUAACACUGAGAUCCACUGUGUGCAUGUCAGCUUGAGAUCCAUUCCACAGGUGUCAUCGAAUGUUACCUCCCUGUCGUUGAAGAGCAACAAGAUUCGUGUGCUACCCGAUGAGGCUUUCAUCAAAUUCAUAAAACUACAUAGGUUGUUUCUCCAGGAUAAUUACAUUAGUACUGUUUCCAUUCAUGCUUUUAGUGGUCUAUAUAAGCUGCAAAAACUAUCUUUGAGCCAGAACUGCAUCUCCUUGCUUUCUCCUGGAGUGUUCAGUGAUCUUCAUAAACUCAAGUGGUUGAUUUUGGAUGAAAAUCCCAUAACAACAAUUACAGCCAACACAUUUACUGGCCUGAGUUCCCUCUUCUUCCUGUCAAUGGUGAACACCUUUCUAGAACAGCUUCCACCCGCCAGACUCUGCACACAUAUGCCCUUUCUCAGCUGGCUGGAUUUCGAGGGAAACUGUAUUAAAACUUUGGGCUUGUCAACUUUACUCGGUUGUGAACCUCUGACUGUGCUGUCAUUGAGAGCCAACCUCAUCAAGAGUCUGCCAGAGAACACCUUCCAGUCUCUGCGUAUGAUGGAAGACCUGGAUCUGUCCAGUAACUUGAUAAAGGAACUUCCAGUCAGUAUAUUCAAGGAUUUACCCUCAUUGCAGAUUCUGAAUCUGUCCCAAAACCCACUGGACCACAUCCACCCAGGCCAGUUUAACCACCUAAUUCAGCUCCAGUCUCUGGGCCUGGAGGGAGUGGAGAUCCCAAAUAUCCAGACAAGCAUGUUCCGCCCCAUGUAUAACCUCUCCUACGUAUAUUUUAAGAAGUUCCAGUACUGCUCUUAUGCCCCACAUGUCCGAAAGUGUAAACCGAAAUCAGACGGACUCUCGUCUUUUGAAGAUCUGCUUGCUAAUGUGGUUCUUCGUGUGUCCGUGUGGGUCAUGGCUUUUAUCACCUGCUUUGGAAACCUCUUUGUCAUCGGGAUGCGGACAGUCCUGCGGGCUGAGAACAACCUGCAUGCUCUCUGCAUCAAGGUUUUGUGCUGUGCAGAUUGCCUGAUGGGGGUCUAUCUUUUUUUUGUGGGGGUCUUUGAUGUGAAGUUCCGUGGCGAGUACAACAAGAAUGCUAAGCUGUGGAUGGACAGCCUGGAGUGUCGUAUCAUCGGCUUCCUGGCUAUGCUGUCCUCUGAGGUUUCCGUCAUGAUGCUCACUUAUUUGACCAUGGAGAAGUUCCUAGUCAUUGUUUUUCCUUUCAGCCACCUGCGACCGAGCAAAUGCCAAACAUUCACCGUUUUAACCUCUAUAUGGCUGCUGGGUAUCUCUAUAGCUGCAGUGCCUCUGCUUAAUGAGGAGAUGUUUGGGAAUUAUUACGGACACAAUGGAGUGUGUUUCCCUCUUCACUCUGAAGGUCUGGAAAAGCCCAUUGCAAAGGGAUAUUCCAUUGGAAUUUUUCUUGGACUUAACCUGGUGGCCUUCCUCAUCAUUGGCGUGUCCUACUCCAGCAUGUUUUACUCCAUCUAUAAGACUGGCAUCAAUGCCACAGAGCUGCGUGGACGGCUGCACAGGGAUGUGGCAAUGGCACACCGCUUUUUCUUCGUCGUGUUCUCUGACGCCCUCUGCUGGAUUCCCAUUUUCCUGGUCAAAAUCCUCUCCCUGCUGGAAGUUGAGAUACCAGGGACAAUCACGUCUUGGGUAGUGAUCUUUGUCCUCCCCAUCAACAGUGCCUUGAAUCCCAUCCUGUACACUCUGACCACCAGUUUCUUCAGAGAGCAGGUGGAACUUUUAAGGUGUCAUUGGCAUAGACAGCCAAGACUCAGACAGGACCGCAAAAGCCUCACCAGCUCUGUUAUCCACACGGACCCCUCAAGGUCUUCUUUCUACCAUCACAGCUACAACCCACAGACCAGAGCCGAUCCUCCCUAUACUCGUAACGAGGCAGAGGCGCUGCAUACCUCGAGGCAAGUGCGAGAAUUUACCUCAGCCGCAGCAACUUUAGGAUGGAGCAAUAGUCGAGAAAACUCGUCUCCUCACAGGUGUGGGCUGUUUCUGGUGCUAUUUCUAAUUACAAAUGAGCGUUACAAGCGACUGAAUAAGGACAAUCCACAUCAGAGCCUUCCAAUUCAAAUAACAGGCACAAGUGAUUCCUCCAUCCCAGUGGAGUUUGGGGAUGCCUCUCCAAAAACACGAGACGUGCAAGGAUCUGCGUUAUCUUUGGGGAAUCCCACCCUCUGGACUAUCACAGGAUGA
Molecule: messenger RNA, 2600 nt
Organism: Sinocyclocheilus anshuiensis
Lineage: Eukaryota; Metazoa; Chordata; Actinopteri; Cypriniformes; Cyprinidae
Product: relaxin receptor 2-like
Exons: 21
Coding region: 6-2600 (864 amino acids)
Biological process (GO): activation of adenylate cyclase activity; hormone-mediated signaling pathway; adenylate cyclase-activating G protein-coupled receptor signaling pathway
Cellular component (GO): plasma membrane
Molecular function (GO): protein binding; G protein-coupled peptide receptor activity
Source: RefSeq, a predicted model, not a curated record